GCACGGGGUGCCGGCCCUCGCCCACCGCUCGCUAUCGCGAUAUCCCCUUCGGUUUGGUUUUCUGGCAGCGUGUGUCCCCCCGCGGCGCCGUUCACUAGUGGUUGGGCUCGCUGGGCGCAGGCGUAGCGUUUUGAACCGGUUGACCAAAAGAUGCCUUUGGUAUAGUCAGAAAAAGUACUUUUUUUUUUUUUUUUUUCCUUUGUAUCAAGUAAAUAUACUUAAUAUAGAUCCUAUUGGAACAUACAGACUUCUAUAAUGUCAUUCUAUGAAAUUCAUAAACUGUGUUUUGGUUCUCAUGCGCACACAUUGGCAACCUCCAGCAGGCAUGCUGAGGCACACUUCUGUGCGGAGAGCUUUGUAAAAUCCUUCCCUUCCUUAAAGCUUAUCAGAAAUAAUCGUCUUUCUGUGCUGGACAAAAGUACUGAGAUUUUGACUGGAGGGCCUUAACUGAAUUAUAACUUAAUUAAAAUGGAAAAAACAUUAGAUACCACCUGUGACGGUAGAAACUUGCUCAGUUGCUGCCUAGCUAUGAAAAUGCUUAAGCUCUGUAGGAGCCACGGUUCAUGAUCUUACAGUUUUCUGGACAGGUGCAAGCUGUCUCCCGUAGGAGUGCAGGACUGGCUUUGUCCUUGCAGAGCAGGGCUGCUCACCCAUCAGGUCACCAAGAGCCACACAGCUUACAGAGUUGAAGUGCUCCUCUUUGAGUCAUUUGCGUCUCGUUCAGGUAGAUUCUUGGAGCACAGCUAAAAAGCAGAAGCCCUAUCCUUUUUUUCUUUCAUGUGCAGUAAUGGCCGUCUGUGUCCUUGUGUUGUUAAUUAGGGACUAAACCAGAUAGCAGGGCCUGUGCUGCUGCUUCUUCCUAUCCCUGUACUUGGGAGGUUCAAACAGAACUGUGCUUCAUCCUCUCAGGACUGUGUUGUAAUCACAGGGCAGUUGAGAGAAUAUGAGAAAUCCAUUUGCCAUUGCUAGCGUUUGAAAUAAGUCUCUUAUCCCUGGAUAAGAUACCCAUCUCCCUGAAUCAGUUUUUAUUUGCUCUUGUUCUAAAAUGCCUUUAUUUGGUUUCCUUCCUGUUUGUUAUUCCUUUCCUCCAGAACACCUGUAAAGUGUGUUUCCUUUAGCCUUCUUGUAUAUCUGACAAGGUCAUGUGUCUGGCAUUUGAGACUUUACCUUCCACAAUGGAAUUAAUACACCUGUCAUUAUCCAUGUUUGGAACAACUGUUGGUCUUUAUGGGAUACCCUGGUGUAAGAAAUCCCUGCUGUUAACUGUCUUGAUGUCAGUUAUUGGAGCUUCCAUGGGAAUUCUAGACACAGGUGGGAAUGUACUGGCUCUGAACACCUGGGGAGCAGAAGCUGGGCCACAUAUGCAGGCCUUGCACUUCAGUUUUGCUGUUGGUGCAUUUGUGGCUCCAAUCCUGGCUAAAAUGGCCUUGGGAGGCUCCGAAUUGAAAGAACUUUCAGGAGCUGAAAAGACAAACCAGUCCAUCCUGAGGUCUGUGCCGACAGCAUCAGCUGCAUCAGCUACGUCAGCACUGAAACACCGUCUCGGUGCAGACUUUUUGUGGUCCUAUGUUGUCAUAGGGACUUAUCUGCUGUUAGUUUCUUUCUUCUUUUUUAUUUUGUAUUCAAAGGGCAGCUCAGCUCGAGACAAAUCAAAGGCGUCUCUGCAGAAGUGCACGUUUGCCAAAUAUCACUAUGCUCUUAUUAUGCUCCUGUUCGUAUUCUUCUUCUGCUACGUGGGAGCGGAGGUCACUUAUGGUUCUUAUAUAUUUACUUAUGCAAAGGUCUUUGCCGAGAUGAAAGAAAACGAAGCGGCCGCUUUGAAUUCUGUCUUCUGGGGCGCGUUUGCCGCUUGCAGAGGAGUGGCGAUAUUCUGUGCCGCUUGCAUGUACCCUGGCACCAUGAUCUUGCUGAGUAUCGUAGGCUCUGCCGCCUCCUCCUCGUGCCUGGCCUUCUUGGCGCGGCACCCAGCCUCGCUGUGGGUGGGAACCGCCGUGUACGGAGCCUCCAUGGCCACCAUAUUCCCCAGCGGCAUCUCCUGGAUAGAGCAGUACACAGUGGUGCAAGGAAAAUCGGCUUCUCUGUUUGUGAUCGGGGCCGCGCUGGGUGAGAUGUGCAUUCCUGCCGUGGUGGGGUACCUUCAAGGAAGGUUCCAGCACGUUCCGGUGGUUAUGUACACCGCCCUGGUGACCUCCGCGAUGACGGUUGUACUCUUCCCUCUGAUGUACAAGUUGGCCAACUCUCCUGAGGAGAGCAACUUGAAAGAAGUGAGUGAGAGCGAGGACCGGAAAGCUUUGUUGUCAAACUCAGGGCUUAAUGAGGAUGAAGAGGAUGAGGAGGAUGCGGGAGAGUGGAAUGAAGCAGACUUUGAGGUAAUAGAAAUGAAUGACACGCUGAAAAGCUCUGUGGUAGAGACCUCCCGUAAGAUACCAGGGGACUCAUCAGCCAAAGCCCCUCUCCAGCCCCAGCUGGACGAUGCACUGUGCGACCCUCCAGCGGUUGCUGGGGGCUCCCCUGGGAGAAAAAAUGCAAAUGUUGAUCGGGAGAAGAAUGAUUAAAGAAAAAGCUGACUCUUUUUUUUUUUUUUUUUAAAAAAAAAACAAACACAGAAAUGCAAUUGAAUUGUAGCUGGUCUUGUCAGGUGGUUCAAGAAUCCCUUUAGCGUGGCGCAGAUCUCAGCGCAUUCAUCCAGCCCUUCCCUUCCCUCUGCAACGUGUCUUGGCGUGGGAGAAUCCACUGUGGUGUGAAUGGGGUAAUGUGAUAAAACGUGUAGAUGAAUCUGAGAAUGUUAAACCGUAAGAGACGUUUUCUAAAUACGAGGCAUGCUUUUAAUAUAUGCUGUAAGAAGAACUGACUAGGAAAGAAUGGGACUGCUCAGAGCACUUGUUUUUUUGGGUGACUGGAGGGUGUGGUUUCAAGGUGCUUGGUCACAAAGUGUUUUCACAAGAGGGAAGAGAAAUCUGUUAUCUGUGACACUGAGCUUUCUUACCUCAUGAAAAAGGAAUGUUUCUGCUGGGCUGAACGUUUUGUGUGUGACAUAAACCAGGAAAUCAAGUUAAAUUUCAGGUGAUGCCCAGUGGCUGUAAAUCAGGUAACCUGUUGGCAAACUAUAUAAUUUCCUGGUUCUGUCACUAAGAUGAGAAGAAAUGAAAAAAUAAUUUUUAGGAGUGAACCACGCCUUUGGGUCAUUUAAAAGGAGUGGAGUAUGGGAAGCAGGACAAAAUGAGUCAUGUCAAUCUGCUGGAAUGCUUAACUCUGAUUUUCUGGUUAAACAGUGGUGACAAAUCUAAAUAGCCUGAAGUAGCUGUGAUUUUAAUUAGUGCACUACCACUGAAAUUAACAAAUGUAUGAAGAAGAUGAUAAAAUUUUAUACAAAAAGAUGACAAUAUAUCGUUAUUGAUGUAGGGAUUUGAUAUUUUGAAGCCAGUUGUUCAAGUUAAGGUUUUAACAACUUUUCUGGCUUCCUGUGCCAAGACUUUUAUGUAUGAAAAUUGGAGAAUGGGGGGGAGUUACCGAUGAGACAAUCCUUUUGGGUUGUACUGUCCCAUCGCUCACCCCUUGCCGGCUGGAUUAGUGCUGUUUGGGUUUUGUUUCCUUGGGUGGUGACUCACAGGGGGACUUUUCCCUAGUGGGAGGUUUCUGUUUGUAGGUUCAUUGCUGCUGAGCGAGGAGACCCUGGAAGGCCCUGUCAGGCCACUGAGGCCUCCCCAGGAAGAGCAAAAAAACUCAGCAGCUAAUGGCAGAAAUCUGACUCUAAAACAGUAACUUGCAAUUUGUCUACUUGAAACUCCAAAUUUGUAGGUUAAGUAUUUUUUUAAGGCUGUGUGAUCAGCAUGUGCCCAUGUUUGGGGUUUUUUUUUACUUUGCACUUUUAUUAGUAUUUUUCUUGCUGAGAAGUUUGAUUUAGUAAGAGCUCUAGAUGUAACACAGCACAGAACCUUGAAUGUUCAGUGUGUUUUCAGGACUGGUUUUGUUCCCUCUCUUGUCCUCCAAGUGUUCAACCUCGAACCUUGUGGCUUUUUGCCUUUCUUCUGAGAAGUUGGUAAGAAGCAGGAAUCAACUUGUAGUGAAAAUGCAUCAUUUUUGCAUCUUGCCGUGUUGUUUUGCCCAAUACCUUGUUUUCUCUUGUGUGUAUGUGCAUUUCUGUGGCAUCUUUUCCAGUGCAAUGCAUGAACCUGCACUUUAAAAUACAGCCUUGUGUCACUUGCUACACAAGGAUUCUCUUUGCUUAAAGUAAUGGUAGAUGCUUUUGAGUAUCAGGCCAAACCCUGUUCUAGGUACAGGUGACAGCAUUUGGACAACAGGAGUAGGGCUGUAGGGCCCUGAUGGGGUGUGGCAGAGGUGGUGACUGAGAUGGGCAUGGAUUAAACCUGCAUUUCCUCAGCUUUCCUCCUGCACCCCAGUAACUGCUGUGGGUGUGUAGGAAGCAGAGGCUGAGGAAGUAGGUGGUAAAGGGUAAAUCCUGCAGGUGGAUGGGGAAGUGGUAACUGCUUCUGCUCUGCUUUUGUGGUGUUCCCAGCCCCCAGAGAGGUCACGGGGUUUGGUGCAGGACAAAGAGCAGAAAUUACAGCUCCCCCCUGCCUCUGCAGUCCACAGGCUCCACCUGGACUGCCCACAAGGGAAAAAAGUUUCCCCAGACCCAAGAUUGUGUUGCCAGGAGAAAAUUCGUUUAAGAAACACAUUUGGCAACCAGGAAGAUUUUAAAUAAUCCCCAAUUCAUAUGCUAAUUUUUGGAAUGAAAUUCCAAAUGGAAUGUCCUGCACCUAAGAUUGUUCUCAGGGAUAGGUAACCUGUCUUGCAUAAUCAAGUACUAAAAACCAGAAAAUGAAAGUAAAGCUGCAUUGAGAAAUGUGCUCUGACCUGCUUAUAUACACAGUUAUUUGUGUUUGACUAAUGUCUUCCCAACAAAUGUAAAAAUACUGUGCAAAACAAAGAUUGGAUUAUUUUUUAUUUUUACUGGCUGUAUUAAUUCUUGCAUGUGUUAACUUGAAUUCAUCCCUCUUUUUCCCCCUUCCAAGCAGGAGGCCUGAGGAGUAGGGACAGAGCAAGAGCCUGGGCUGCUGGGCAAGAGCAGCCUUUCACAGGUGAAGGACCCAGAAGCUAUGGCAGGGAGACAGGGUGGAAUCUGGGUAGCUCCUGGGAGUGAUACUGGUUAAAAUCCCAUCCCCACAAUAGGUGGAGGGCUUUGUCUGCAUGAUGUCUACAUUUGGAGUCAUCUUAGUAAGCACUUACAGCCCCUUCUCCUUAUUUCUGGCCUCAACCUUGACAUGGAAUAUCCAUACAGAACUUGUUCUCCUCUCCCCUCCAAGCAUGCUUUUAAGAGCAGGGGCUGCCCCCUAAUGAAAAUGAAAUGUUUGAAGCCGUUUAAGGUUACUGCAGACCUAGAACAUUUCCAGUGCUGAGUGCAGCUCCCAGCACUUCUAGAGGUCCUUCAUGUUCAAGGCUCUAGCUUUCCUAGCUCUUGGAUUUUGGUGUUCCUCAAGGCUUGUUUUCAGACAGUGAAUGUUAGUUUUUACACAUUUCAAUUUCCUUCCAAGCAAAUUUACAGUGAGGAUCUCUUCACAGUGCCUUUUAAGUUACAGAUCCUCCAGAAAGCUUAAACACUUAACUUUACAUACUAUGGGCUGAAAUUACUUGAAGUAAACCGUAGUACUUUACCAUCGCCUUGCAUACCAGAAAAGUCAUCUCUGUUGAGGACAAGAACUGUGGUCUGUGCAUUAGAUACCUGAACCUAUUGAGAAUCUCAUAUUUUGGUCCAUAAAGCUGAGACCGAGUUGAAGAUGAGCACUUGCCCCUUGACUCGGGUGUUAAAAGUAACAACCUCUUGCAGUUAAAUGUCAUUUAAUCGUUUCAUUUAGACCCCCAAAGUGCUGCCAACUGCUGGAUUGUACCGUGAGCACUAACACCUUAGUCCUGGCAUUUGCACUUUCGUUCUGUACGUGACCAAUGCUCAAAUGCAAGAGCAGGCAAAGGUGUGUGCCUUGAUGGGGUUUUUUAGUUACUUUGCAUAAAAGCGCAUCGCAAUCUGUGGGUGUUCUAUUGUAUAUUUAAUAAUUUUCAUUCUGCUUGGUGUUGGUUUACAUUGUAUUGUAUAAUGUGAAAUUUAAUAGACUGACUUGUAUCUUGAAUGUAAUAAAUUCUUAACUGGAGAAGGCACUCAGGUUCCCUGAUGUAAAUAAAGUUUUGUUCUAUUUUUCAAA
Athene cunicularia (burrowing owl) is the source of this 6197-nucleotide messenger RNA. RefSeq names its product major facilitator superfamily domain containing 4B (gene SLC60A2). The record is from RefSeq and is a predicted model, not a curated record. NCBI's taxonomy places the organism in Eukaryota, Metazoa, Chordata, Aves, Strigiformes, Strigidae. The transcript has 3 exons. Bases 1143 to 2555 code for a protein of 470 amino acids.